AUGAGAACUUCUCAAGCACCACAAAUGGGAGCGACAAGAAAACUUACAAACUUCAUUUUGGAGUAUAUUCAUUCAUCCUCGAAAAGCGGUGAACAAGAUGAAAAAGAUGAAAGAAAGUUGGGGAAUAGACGACAUAAGACUUUAUUGAGUUCUAUUCUUCAUGAAAUCAUAAUAAGAGAAGUUUAA
This is a messenger RNA of Clunio marinus, 186 nucleotides long. The record is from the annotation of a GenBank genome assembly. Lineage: Eukaryota; Metazoa; Arthropoda; Insecta; Diptera; Chironomidae.